GCAACUUUCUUCAAACCCUAAUACGAUAAGCGGUAACCAACCAGUGAUGAAGUUCCCGCAUUUCCCCAACCGUACGAGUUACCUCUGUUCAAUUCGUUACCUCCAUGGCCGAGCUAUCGGCCGAAGUUGCACCACCUGAUCAUCCUCCCGCAGCGCCGUCCAACUCCGACGGAGCUCCCAGACCAGCCGCUGCCACGCCCGGGGAGUUGGCGGCCAAAGGAGUUGCUCCGGUGAAAGUCGAAUUCCUAUGUCCGCCUCCUCCUCCCAGAACAUCUCAAACUGAUGCUAAUAACCCGCCGUCGACCGCCGCGGCGGCGUCUAAGUCCGGCGUGUUGAAGCAGGGGAAGUCUAAACGCCAAUUCAAGCGCGAACGGCGGCAGGAGCAAAAGGCGUCUCAUCUCUGUCCAGUGAUAGCGAAGAGUGGAGAUGUUAGUUCUUGCAAGUACGGCGAUGAUUGCCGAUUCAGCCAUGACUUGGAGGGAUUCAAGGCUCAGAGACCGGAUGAUCUGGAUGGAGACUGUCCUUUCAUAAGCGACGAAGGGAGAUGCCCUUAUGGCUUUGCAUGUAGUUUUUAUGGCACGCACAAGGAAGCUGUUGCUGGUGAUAAUAGCUUGAUUGCACCGAAGAAAAAUUGCUCUGAGACAAAUGAAUUGACCAAGGAUGUUCAAAGGCUUUUGUGGAAGAACAAUAUGAAGUUUCCUAAAGCAGAUGCCAAACUGAAAGCUCUUGGUCUCAUGGUAAUCCUCCUCAAUGGGGUUGAUGCGAAAGUUGAGAACCUGAAUGGCGCGGGAGAAGAAGCACUGGAAGAGAAUAGCGUGGUCGAUGAACUCGGGCCAUUAAAGAAAGCAAAACCAGAUGUGGCUGAACAAGGACCAUGUAGUCCGGGGAAGGAAGUUGAUCAAAGUAUCCUGGAAAAGCAGCCAGAUGCUGUAAGUGAAGAUAAUCUACCUGUAGAGACAGAUGGAAGUUUGAAAUCACACCCACGUGAAAGAAAGCUCAUUGACUUCAGUGGAAAGCUAUAUUUUGCACCAUUGACUACUGUUGGAAAUCUUUCCUUCCGAAGGCUUUGCAAAGCACUGGGAGCUGACAUUACUUGUGGUGAAAUGGCGAUGUGCACAAAUCUGUUGCAGGGUCAAGCUUCUGAAUGGGCAUUGCUGAGACGCCAUUCAUCUGAGGAUCUGUUUGCUGUUCAAAUUUGUGGUGCAUAUGCAGAUACAGUAGCACGUGCUGUUGAGCUGAUAGACCGAGAAUGUACGGUGGACUUUAUUGAUAUAAACAUGGGCUGCCCCAUCGACCUUGUUGUGAGCAAAGGUGCUGGCUCUGCUCUCCUCUAUAGGCCAGCCCGUAUGAAAGGGGUUAUAGAAGCUGCAAGUGGCACAAUCGAAACACCCAUCACAGUGAAGGUAUAAAAUCUUUAUCCUGUUCUGUUUUCCACUCAAAUUUUGGUGAAAGUAGUACUUUUCAACUUCAACAAGCUAGGCUACAAGACUUUAUAUUCGACUCUUUAAUUGCUGAUAUUGGUAACUGGGGAGCCCAUGCCAUAACGGUUCAUGGUCGAACAAGACAGCAGCGUUAUAGCAAAUCUGCAGACUGGGAGUACAUAUACCAAUGUGCUAGAAAGGCCCCCGAAUCUUGCAAGUGCUCAGAAAUGGAGAUGUUUGCGCAUACACAGAUUGGAGCCUCCACAAAUCUAGCUGCCCUGAACUCUCUUCCUGCAUGAUAGGCAGAGGUGCACUGACCAAGCCAUGGAUAUUCACUGAAAUCAAAGAACAGAGGCACUGGGACAUCAGCUCUGGAGAACGACUCGAUAUCUUGAAGGAUUAUGUCCGGUUUGGCCUUCAGCAUUGGGGCUCCGACACAAAGGUGACACAGAUAUCUACUUUAUAAACCUUCACAGUAGUCGAAACGACUAGGCAUUUCCUGCUGGAAUGGCUGAGCUACACAUUCAGAUACAUACUGGUCGGUCUUCUGGACAUCAUUCCACAGCAGCUUAACUGGCGGCCUCCCUCGUAUUAUGGAUGUAAUGACCUCGAAACGCUCAUGGCUUCUGAGUCUGCUGCGGAUUGGAUUCGAAUCUCUGAAAUGUUGCUCGGCAAAGUUCCGAGUGGCUUUAGCUUUACGUUUCCACCGAAACACAAAUCAAAUGCCUACGAUCGAGCUGAGAAUGGCUAACAUUCAGUUAUGUACAUUGGGAAGCUUCAUUACUUGUGUAACAAGUUACUGCUGAUCCCAAAAACUGGGAGCUCCACUCGAAUUUCAUGGGUACAGAUUAUAUUACUGUUAGUACUUAUCAGAGAUGUAAUUGCCCUACUUCUUAUCCUAUUGUUCUCUUUGCUGAUUUUUGCUAAUAAAAAGAUUAAGGCGAAUUGACACGAUGAGCAU
Molecule: messenger RNA, 2382 nt
Organism: Linum tenue
Lineage: Eukaryota; Viridiplantae; Streptophyta; Magnoliopsida; Malpighiales; Linaceae
Source: the annotation of a GenBank genome assembly